AUGAUGUGGCUGCGCCUGGUUUUUGGGGCCUUCGUUUUCCUUGGACCUUGGUCCAACGCCUCGGAAAUCGACAGCUGCCCAGCAGAAGGCUGUGCUUUGGAGAACUUGAGCUGUGUCAAAUGGCGACAGACGGUGGGAUGUGACCCCAAAGGAUCUCGCGAGAAGAGCGGCGACAAAGAGUGCCAUGAGGAGAUUGGGAUUGGAAGCAGUGGCUAUUGUCAGUGUGCUUCAAGUUCCUCCUCUGAGAGGGUGAAAGCUCGCGCAGUGAGCUGCGAUCAUCGACCCUUUCGAUGCUCCACGGAGUGUUUGCAAGCAGUGCGCUAUCGCUGCAUCAGUUGGCGUCAAACCGGGGGCUGCAGCGCGGAUGGCACACGCGAGCCGAACAAGGACCAGACAUGCAGGGCAUUGAUCGAUCCCAGAAGUAGUGGCUACUGCGAAUGCGGUGGGGGUCGGAUCAUCCGAAAGCCCGGCUGUGCGCAUGGAGAAUGGGCCGAACCCUUCACCCGUUUGGACGAGUGUGCAGGUGAAGCAUCUCUCUAUGAAGAGCUGGGCGUGGAUAGCAGUGCCAGUGACAAAGAGAUCAAGCAAGCUUUCCGCAAGCUGUCGUUGGUCCACCACCCAGAUAAGACCAGGAAUGAUCCUGUUCUCACUGCGAGAUUUUCCCAGAUCCGGGAAGCCUAUGAGAUCCUGGGUGAUGAAGGUCAACGUGCCAUCUAUGACUCAGCGGGCUUGCAGCUGCUUUAUGAGUUUCUGAGCAACAAAGCUGAAAAGGGGCAAUCAAGCACCACCGAAGUCAAAGUCACGCUGGAGCAUAUGUACAAUGGUCAACUGAUUCAAGUCUCGGUCCCUCGUGUGUUGGUCUGCCGCGGCUGCCGCGAGCGGCAAACGGAGCGCUGUCGCCGAUGCAACACGCGCUGCGCGGACGAGUUGGAGUAUCGCAAAGUGAGAAUGGGCAACAUGAUCAUGCAGCAGCAGGUGCAGGUGCCUUCCAAGGAGAAGUGCCGCACCGAGCAGCACCCAGUGACGCUGAUGGUGGAACGGGGCAGCUCCAAUGGGGACACGUUGAUCUUUCAGCACCGGGGAGGACUUCUGACACCCAAAAAGGUGCCAGGUGACGUCAUCGUGAAGCUGGUGGAAACCAAACACGUUGCCUUCCGCCGCGCCGGUGUGGAUUUGCACACCGAGGUGACCAUCACGUUGCGCGAAGCGCUGUUAGGCUUCGAGAGAACACUGCAACACUUGGAUGGUCGUACCAUCUACUUUGGCCACAAGGGCGUCACCAAGCCCUUCGCGGUGAUGAAGAUCUCGAAAGAAGGGAUGCCACACAAAGAUCCCACGGAGAAGGGUGAUCUCUACAUCAAGUGUAAAGUGGAGAUGCCAGAAGAUGGACCGAAAUGGUUGGAAGAGAUGAAACGCUGA
This is a messenger RNA of Cladocopium goreaui, 1419 nucleotides long. NCBI's taxonomy places the organism in Eukaryota, Dinophyceae, Suessiales, Symbiodiniaceae. The record is from the annotation of a GenBank genome assembly.